This is a messenger RNA of Puntigrus tetrazona (Sumatra barb), 1402 nucleotides long. Its product is annotated as ermin-like. The record is from RefSeq and is a predicted model, not a curated record. Gene Ontology annotation, molecular function: actin filament binding. Gene Ontology annotation, biological process: morphogenesis of a branching structure; regulation of cell shape; regulation of cell projection organization. NCBI's taxonomy places the organism in Eukaryota, Metazoa, Chordata, Actinopteri, Cypriniformes, Cyprinidae. The coding region runs from base 246 to 668 and encodes 140 amino acids. Gene Ontology annotation, cellular component: paranode region of axon; internode region of axon; neuronal cell body. The transcript is spliced from 2 exons.
GCACACACCCAGAAUUAGUAGCCAAUCAACACCGUCCUCCAAACAAUGCUGAUGGAACUCUCACUGGGAAUGAGAAUGAGGCUGCGUCACCCAAUGCCAGCAGAUUCCACCGAGUGGUGAAGGGAGGGACACAGAUACAGCCAUGCACAGACUGCUCACCGCAAGAGAAUACUUCUGAGCAUCCUUCUCCUUCAAGGUCUCCUCUCCUCCUUAAACCUCAAGAGCGAGGACAGGAAGCGACAUCAAUGGAGCAGAACGACAAGGACACAUCGGAUGCUGAGAAGCAGCAAACGAAUGGCCGAACGGAAGAAGAGCCUCGAGAGAUGACGACGCCUGAAGAGCCGGCGAAACCAAGGGAGAAUAAUUCAGAUUCAAAUGAACAAGAAAAUAGUGAGAGCGAUGCGGAGAAGAAUGAAGAAGAAACGAGUGUGAGCAAUGGAGAUGAAGAGGAAGAUACCAACGAAGAAGAGGAAGGCAAAGAGGAAGAGGAGGACGAACUGGGCGAUAGUUUUCAGCCUUCGGUUGAGAUGUCUGUCCAGCUUUUUGAAAAGGACAAGGGGGACAUCAACCGUCCCAUUAACAGGUACAACACGGUCAGCUACAGGAAGAUUAAGAGAGGAAACACAAAGCAGAGAAUCGAUGAGUUCGAGUCCAUACUGGAUGUAUAACAGUGAAGGCACCUUUUCAUGUGGUUCCUUCAAAAGUAUGUGAUCGUUAAACUUCUUCGUAGUUAUAAGGCUUAACGCAUGCUCACGCUCAAUCACAUGAACAGUAUUUUCUGACAGCUUCAUUUCAGCCUAUGUCACCUUUUAGUAAAAGCGCAUUUGUAGAAGCGUCAAGACAACUGUCUAAUCUCUGAUUGUAAGUAAACCCCCCCCAUUUGGUAGCGAGCUGGAAAACAACAUUCAUUUGUCCGCAAAUGAGAUAUCUUAUUCAUGAAAGCUCCUUCAAAUAACACUCAGUCCGUCUGACCAAUGCAGGCCUGAUCUCUGCCGUGUCAGUUGUCAAAUCAUCAUUAAUAAAUCACUGAAAGAGCUUACAGUAAGUAUACAAUGCCAUGGGCAUUAUUGUAUUCCUGUUUAAAAUUUGAACUCUAACGUAAAUCUAAUGUAAAGUUUCUAAUGUUGCGUUUAUGCUUUGUAAAACACGGUCACACAUUUUAAAACACACCAAUAGACAUAAUAGCAAUAACUGUUAUCAUAUUCAAAAUUGUAUAUGUAAUGUCUGUUAUUAUAUCUUUGGACAAUUAGUAGUUUACAUGGUUUUCUAUAAUGGCUUCAUUUCUUCAUUUCACGGAAACUGCGUUCAUGUAAUAUGUAAUAGUCGAUGUACUCAUGUCAAAGUUGUCAUGGCUUUCUUUUUGGGUCUGUUGAGGUCAAAUAAAAUCUGUGCAAUAAUUGGC